AUCAUCUUGACUCAAGUCAGAGGUGGAAUAUCAUGGCAUCCAUCUGGGUUGGACAUCGAGGAACAAUUAGAGAUUAUCCAGGAUUCAGCCCAUCAGUGGAUGCUGAAGCUAUUCGCAAGGCAAUCAGAGGAAUUGGAACCGAUGAGAAAGUGCUCAUCAGCAUUCUGACGGAGAGGUCGAACGCUCAGAGGCAGCUGAUUGUUAAGGAAUACCAAGCAGCAUAUGGAAAGGAAUUGAAAGAUGACUUGAAAGGUGAUCUCUCUGGGAAUUUUGAGCAUAUCAUGGUGGCCCUCGUGACUCCACCAGCAGUGUUUGAUGCCAAGCAGCUGAAGAAAUCCAUGAAGGGAACUGGAACAAGUGAAGACGCAUUGAUUGAAAUUCUAACCACAAGAACAAGCAGGCAGAUAAAGGAGAUCUCCCAAGCCUACUAUACAGUGUAUAAGAAGAGCCUCGGAGACGACAUUAGUUCUGAAACAUCUGGUGACUUCAGGAAAGCUUUGUUGACUUUAGCCGAUGGCAGAAGAGAUGAGAGUCUGAAAGUGGAUGAACAUCUGGCUAUAAAGGAUGCUCAGAUUCUCUAUGAUGCUGGUGAAAAGAGAUGGGGUACAGAUGAAGACAAAUUCACUGAAAUCCUCUGUUUAAGGAGCUUUCCUCAACUGAAACGAACAUUUGAUGAAUAUAAAAAUAUCAGCCAGAAGGACAUUGAGGACAGCAUAAAAGGAGAAUUAUCUGGGAAUUUUGAAGACUUACUGCUGGCCAUUGUCCAUUGUGCGAGGAACACGCCUGCCUUUUUGGCUGGAAGACUGCAUCAAGCUUUGAAGGGUGCUGGAACUGAUGAAUUUACUCUGAACAGAAUAAUGGUUUCCAGAUCAGAAAGUGACCUUCUGGACAUUAGAGCAGAGUUCAAAAAGCUUUAUGGCUAUUCCCUAUAUUCAGCAAUAAAGUCUGAUACUUCUGGAUAUUAUGAAACCACACUGGUAAAGAUCUGUGGAGGAGACGACUGA
Molecule: messenger RNA, 1004 nt
Organism: Elephantulus edwardii (Cape elephant shrew)
Lineage: Eukaryota; Metazoa; Chordata; Mammalia; Macroscelidea; Macroscelididae
Gene: ANXA3
Product: annexin A3
Exons: 12
Coding region: 33-1004 (323 amino acids)
Cellular component (GO): cytoplasm
Molecular function (GO): calcium ion binding; phospholipase inhibitor activity; calcium-dependent phospholipid binding
Source: RefSeq, a predicted model, not a curated record